AUGGUCUUCAUCACCAUCUCCGACGACAGCAAGAUCAUAACCAGCCUGGACGUGCACGAAGACACGGAAAUUUUCACCAUCAUCAACAUUAUCGAAAAUGACUUCGAGCUAAAUAUGAACGAAAACGAAUUGACAUACAACGGGGCCCCCUUGAACAAGUUCGACACGGUGAAGAAGCUGAACAUAAAUGAAGGGGACCUGCUCUUUGUGAGGAAGAAGUUGAGUCUGGAUUUGAUGCCCCAAGGGAAUUCUAGCACUCAGGCACAAAUGGCAGCAGCAGGAGUAGGGGCGCCUUCCACCUCCACAGGGACUGGAAUCGCGCCCAGUGGUGGUAGCGGCAUGAACGCAAACAGUUUUAACAACGCGGGAGGAAUAAACAAUGCAGCGUUUAAUGCACUGAUGGAGCAUUUCCGCACCGUUCAAGAAAACGAAUACAUAAAAAAAGAAACCGAAAUUUUACUAAACUUAAAAAAUGACAGAGCGAGGAUGGGUGUCCUACAAUUACAAGACAAACAAUUGUAUGAUGCUAUAAAUAGCCAAAAUGUAGAAGAAGUAAAAAAAUUUGUAAAAGAAAAAUUGGAAAAUGAAAAAAAAGAGAAAGAAAGAGAACAACGUAUGUACGAAAAUGCAUUGAAAGAUCCACUCUCAGAAGAUGCACAAAAAUACAUUUAUGAAAAUAUUUACAAAAAUCAAAUAAACUCAAACUUGGCAUUAGCUCAGGAACAUUUCCCAGAAGCAUUUGGGGUUGUUUACAUGUUAUACAUUCCUGUUGAAAUAAAUAAAAAUGUGGUGCAUGCUUUUGUGGAUUCGGGGGCGCAGUCAAGUAUCAUGUCCAAGCAGUGUGCAGAAAAAUGCAACAUUUUGAGAUUAAUGGAUAGGAGAUUUACAGGAAUUGCCAAAGGAGUUGGUACCAAAUCCAUUUUGGGGAAAAUACACAUGGUCGACAUUAAAAUUGGAAACUAUUUCUACGCCGUUUCGUUAACCAUUAUUGAUGAGUAUGACAUUGAUUUUAUAUUCGGCUUGGAUUUGUUGAGGAGACACCAGUGCCAGAUCGACUUGAAGAAAAAUGCCCUCGUUAUUGAGGAUAAUGAAAUUCCAUUCUUGCCGGAGAAGGACAUCAUUGCGAAUUCAUCCCACAGCAUUGACUUCGAUGCCACGAAGGAGUCUACGGGGGGGGCUUA
This is a messenger RNA of Plasmodium cynomolgi strain B, 1181 nucleotides long. Its product is annotated as DNA-damage inducible protein. The annotation marks the transcript as partial. Gene Ontology annotation, biological process: proteolysis. Gene Ontology annotation, molecular function: aspartic-type endopeptidase activity. The record is from RefSeq and is a predicted model, not a curated record. Lineage: Eukaryota; Apicomplexa; Aconoidasida; Haemosporida; Plasmodiidae. The transcript has a single exon.